CUGAAGACACCAGGAAGUUCAUCGCUCGCCGCAAUCGGAUUCGUGCAACGCGAUUGGUGCUAGCACUUUCGGUACGGUUUUAACGUAAUCUCGAUACGACCGCCCCACACCCCAUUAUUUUACUUGCUAUAGCAACAUUUAAUUCAGUGCACCUCCCUCGGCGAUUAUCUGGAAAGUUCUUCGUGUCCUUCCUCUCCAAGAGUGGUCUUAAAUUGCGGACCGCUUGUAAAAGCUUGCAGCCCAAAUGACUCUAAACAAAGGAGGACAGCAGAGCGAACUGCAACGCGUCUCUUAAGCAAGACCUCUUGUUAAUUAGAUUGCUAUAUUUUAGCUAAAUCGUUGCACCUGUGAUCCACAUAGUGUCAGGAGCUAAACGCUGUUCAGCAGCAAACGCGCUAAAAUAGUUAACGUUAGCUAGGGUACACCUCUGCGACAGAAUUGCCCCCUUCUAGCUGCCACUUGGUUUUGCUGUGCUGCCAGGGACAGUUAUUCUCAUCGAUUGCUAAGGGUUAGCUUUUCCAUACUGCACCGGACUGAGCUAACGUUCGCUAAAUUACGAGCACUUUCAAGGCGACCAAUUUGCUCUUUAUCUGGAUUAGCUGUACUGUACAGUUCAGAUUUAGGUAAAGAUUUGCGAACGGGUGAAGAUCAGAAAGCUAGCGAGCCAGUAUGACCGCAGAAGAAGUGACCAGCGGGGAGCAAGCCAUGGAAGGAGAAGAUAUCACACCGAAGAAAGAUGGGGGUGUUUUAAAGCUGGUGAAGAAGGAAGGGACUGGCAGUGAGAUGCCCAUGACCGGAGACAAAGUCUUUGUGCACUAUGUUGGCACCCUUCUGGACGGCACCAAGUUCGACUCUAGCCAUGACCGGGGUGAAAAGUUCUCCUUUGAACUCGGGAAAGGUCAGGUGAUCAAAGGCUGGGAUCUGGGCGUGGCAACUAUGAAGACUGGGGAGGUGUGCCAGCUCACCUGCAAGCCAGAGUAUGCCUACGGUGCAGCCGGCAGCCCUCCGACGAUCCCUCCCAAUGCCACACUGGUGUUUGAGGUGGAGCUGUUUGACUUUCGCGGGGAGGACAUCACCGAGGAUGAGGACGGUGGCAUCAUGCGCAGGGUCCUAACGAAGGGCGAGGGCUACACCAAACCCAGCGAGGGAUCGGAGGUGGAGGUGACGGUGGAAGGCUCCUUGGACGGCAGGAUGUUUGACGAAAGGGAGCUGAAGUUUGAGAUCGGGGACUGUGAGACCGUGCACCUGCCCAUGGGGGUGGAGAAGGCCCUCAUGGCUAUGGAGGAGGGGGAGGAGUCCCUCUUCACCCUCAAGCCAAAGUACGGAUAUGGAAAUGUAGGAAACGAGAAAUAUAAUAUUCCGCCUGGCGCAACUCUUAGAUACAAACUCAAACUGAAAGCCUUUGAGAAGGUCAAAGAAUCCUGGGAAAUGAACACAGCGGAGAAACUAGAACAAAGUGCCCUAGUGAAGGAGAAAGGAACCAAGUAUUUUAAAGAGGGGAAGUACAAGCAGGCUACAGUGCACUACAAGCGGAUCGUGUCGUGGCUGGAGCACGAGAGUGACCUGAAGGACCAGGACGAGCAGAAGGCCCGGGCGCUGCGGCUGGCCGCUCACCUCAACCUGGCCAUGUGCUAUCUGAGGAUGCAUGAGGAGAGCCAGGCACUGGAGGACUGCAACAAGGCGCUGGAGCUGGAUAGCAAUAACGAGAAGGCGCUGUUCCGGCGGGCAGAGGCGCUCUUCGCCAUGAAGGAGUUCGAGUGGGCCCGCAACGACUUCCAGAAGGUGGUGGAGCUCUACCCCGCCAACAAGGCCGCCAAGGCGCAAGUGGCGGCCUGCCUGCGGCAAAUCAAACUGCAGCGCGAGAGGGACCGGCUCCUCUACGCCAACAUGUUCCAGAAGUUCGCCGAGAAGGACGCCAAGAAGCAGGCCGAGAAGGUGAAGAACGGCAACAAGGAGAACGGUGACGGGGGAACGGACGUGGAGGAGAACGGAGCCCAGGAGCCAGUGGAGACAUAAACAUUUUUGGCAUUUUGUUCUUGUUUAGUCCUCUCUUUCCCUUUUCCUUUGCUUUUUUUUUAGACUUUUGUAACUUAAGGAGCUGUAGAGUUUGCAGAGUGAUUCUACGUGUGCUUGUUCUGUGGGGGGGGGGGGGUUUAUGUUCAUUGUAACAGAGACUGGAGGGAUGAGGAAGCGGUCUCUUUACUGGAAUGUUAUGGGUCGGGUUUACACACUGUGUACUGUGUGGCUUCCUCCCCCAUCCGUCUCCAUCAGCUUCACUGGGUUUUUCCUGUGUCAUCGUCCACGCAUGCCACAGGCUUUAGAGUAGAGCUCAGACAGAACGCCGCAGCACCUCAUCACUCAGCCAUGUACCUGUUGCACGUCCGACUCUGGUAUCCGAACCUCUCGGUGUGUCUGAGGUUUAGCUGUUAAACAGUCAGAUCGCAGGGUCACUUUUUACAAGCACUCUUUAAAAAGUGCCUGUAAUGUACAGCUCAGCUUAUCAGAUUCCCUUCCUGCGCUGUCAUGCCAGUAUCUUAGUGGAGAGGAGCUGUUUCAGCCCAGGCUUUUUGCACUAUGAGCAUAACCAGCUCGGGUACACAUUAAAAAUUUUCAGCACUGAUUUUCGCCCCUCAAUGAAUGACAACAUGGUCACAUUGAGCUCUUAUGAUCACUCACAGAGACAUUCAUACCUAAGAUGCUGUUGUAGACCCUGUACAUAAUAGCCUGGGUGCAAAAAUACUGACUGUUGACUUUUGGUUUGUUUGUUUUUUGGUUGUUGUAUUUUUUUAAGGAUAGAUUUUGGUUGUAAUUGUCAUCUAAAUUCGUAGGGUUAUUGACCCAAACCCAAGCAAGUGGACCUGCUUCUCUCCAGUGAACCUUGCUGGCAUCCCUCUACCACACCAGCAGUGCUGGAAAACAUUGAGUCCAGGUUAUGGCAGAUCGGUUUUGUUGUGUUAGCUGCUGUUAUCAUUUGGAAAAGGAAGGUGCUGUUAAACUCUUGCCAUUAAGUGUUAGUUGGGCUGGCUUCAGCUGCUACACCCUGCAGUGAUGUGACAAAGUUCCACAGUUGUCACCUUGUCAAAUGACUGAAUUCCUUGGCGCUCAAGAGAUGGCAAUAAAUCAAAAC
Messenger RNA from Megalops cyprinoides (Indo-Pacific tarpon), 3127 nucleotides. Its product is annotated as peptidyl-prolyl cis-trans isomerase FKBP4-like. Gene Ontology annotation, molecular function: peptidyl-prolyl cis-trans isomerase activity; protein binding. The transcript has 10 exons. Lineage: Eukaryota; Metazoa; Chordata; Actinopteri; Elopiformes; Megalopidae. The record is from RefSeq and is a predicted model, not a curated record. Bases 670 to 2016 code for a protein of 448 amino acids.